AACAUGGAGACAUCUAUUCUUUCAGAUUUCGACGUGAACACGGUUCUCAGGGAGGCAACGGUUGCCGAGAAAGUGGGUCUGAUCUCAGGGAAGGACGCAUGGCAUACCUAUGAUAUUCCUCGACUGGGUGUGCCAUCGAUUCGCUUCACUGAUGGCCCAAAUGGUGCCCGAGGCACGAGGUUCACUGCAGGUGUUCGUGCCGCUUGUUUGCCGUGCGGCACUGCUCUUGGAGCAACGUGGAAUCAAAAGCUCAUUCAGGAAGGCGGCGUACUCAUUGGAAUGGAGGUCAAGGCCAAGGGUGCGCGAGUCUGGCUGGGUCCUACCGUCAACAUCCAGCGGUCGCCUCUUGGCGGUCGAAACUUCGAGUCGUUCGCCGAGGAUCCGUUCUUAUCAGGCAAGAUAGCUGGUAGCUACAUUUCUGGGGCUCAAUCGACCGGGAUCGUGUCGACCCUAAAGCAUUUUGUCGCGAAUGAUCAGGAACAUGAGAGAAUGGCGGUUGACGUCCGUGUCACCGAACGAGCUCUAAGGGAAAUUUACCUUUUGCCGUUUCAAAUCGCUCUAAAAGAAGGUCGGCCGGGAGGCAUCAUGGCUUCUUACAACAAAGUGAAUGGGCUGCAUGUCUCCGAAAGUCCCACGCUGCUGGAAGAUCUGUUGCGGCGGGAAUGGGGGUUUAAGGGAAUGAUUAUGAGUGACUGGUAUGGCACGUAUUCAACAGUCGAGGCCAUGAAUGCCGGCCUGGACCUGGAAAUGCCGGGACCACCCAGGCUGCGGGGCAUUCUAGCUGAUUUAGCUGUCUCAUCUCGCAAAGUCUCACAUGCGACACUGGAUGCUCGAGCCCGCAAUGUACUGAAUCUUGUUCAGAAGUGUGCGAAAAUUGAAGGUGUCGCAUCCGUUGAAUCCAUUCGAGACUUUGCUGAUGAUCGAUCUACCAACCGCAAGCUCGCCGGGGAAAGCAUCGUGCUCUUGAAGAAUGACAGCAAAAUUCUGCCUAUUCCGUCUCACGAGGUUGAAGAAAUAGCCCUCAUCGGACCCAAUUUAAAGAAUGGAGCAUACUGUGGUGGAGGAAGUGCUCAGCUUGAUGCCUAUUAUGUUGUUACAAACUAUCAAGGCAUUGUUGAGCGACUCACCAACAAUGGAUCCCGCAAGGACGUGAAAAUAAAUUACGAGAUUGGAGUCCAUUCUUGGGGAUUCCUCCCGUUACUCGGCUCCCAAGUCACAUCGCCCGAAGGUCGGGUGGGAGAACUUACCAUGCGUUUCUUUUCGGAACCGCCGUCCAGGCCGAACCGUAAGGUCAUUGAUAUCAUCAAUAUCACCGACUCGACCUGGCAACUUAUGGGAUAUUCCCAUCGAAAGUUGGGACCGCAAUUCUGGGCUGAUGUUGAGGGGACAUUCUGCGCUGACGAGACUGGCGACUAUGAAUGGGGCAUCGCAUGUUGCGGCACGGCCAGUCUUUUCAUUGACGAAACAAUGAUCAUUGACAACACCACCAUUCAGCAGCCGGGGAAUUCCUUCUUCGGAAGGGGAACCACGGAGAAGAAGGCUGUGAUGCAUAUGAAAGGCGGUCAAAAUUACCAUAUCAAGGUUCAAUUCGGAAGUCUUCCUACUUCCAAGAUUUACAAAGAAGGUGUAGUGGCCUACGGUGGCGGAGCUGGCCGUAUUGGCGUUUGGCCAGUCUCAGACCCAGAGAAGGCUAUUGCUCGGGCAGCGUCUCUUGCCAAAAAGUGCAAAUACACCAUACUGUGUGUAGGACUUGAUAAAGAAUUAGAGAGCGAGGGCUAUGACAGACCGACUAUGAAUCUGCCUGAGCCAACCGAUCGAUUGAUUUCCGCGGUGCUGGAUGCUAAUCCUGAUGCAAUUAUUGUCACGCAAUCAGGUGCACCAAUUAACAUGCAGCCUUGGGUCUCACGGGCAACAACUCUUGCUCACAUGUGGUACGGUGGCAAUGAGAUGGGAAGAGGACUAGCUGAUGUUCUAUUUGGCGAUAUCAACCCCAGUGGCAAGCUUCCUCUUACUUUCCCCAAUGCUAUUGAAGAUACGCCAGCUUUUCUGAAUUUUGAAAGCGAGCGCGGUCACACUGUGUAUGGUGAGGGGGUAUACAUUGGCUAUCGCUAUUAUGAAAAGUUAAACAGAAGUGUCGCAUUUCCGUUUGGUCAUGGGUUAUCUUACACACAAUUUGAAUUUUCCGAACUCUCUGUGUCGCCGAAGGAAGUGAGUGUGUGCGUUCUCAAUACCGGGUCAAUUGUAGGAGCCACAGUCGUACAAGUCUACAUAUCUCCCUCACCAACAAAUUCUAUUUCACGACCGAUCAAGGAGCUCAAGGGCUUUGCCAAGGUCUUCCUUGACUCUUGCGAGUGCCAGGAUGUUGUUAUUAAGCUUGACCGUCUGUCAACUUCAUUCUGGGAUGAGACUUUAGGUUGCUGGGUGAGUGAGAAGGGCAUUUAUGGUGUUCAUGUGGGCCACAGUAGCGCGGAUAUUGUUCUAUCUGGAUCAUUGGAGGUUGAGGAAACAACUACUUGGACCGGUCUUGACAUGUAA
Penicillium crustosum is the source of this 2535-nucleotide messenger RNA. Its product is annotated as beta-glucosidase. Gene Ontology annotation, molecular function: beta-glucosidase activity. The record is from RefSeq and is a predicted model, not a curated record. Gene Ontology annotation, biological process: glucan catabolic process. The annotation marks the transcript as partial. The transcript is spliced from 6 exons. NCBI's taxonomy places the organism in Eukaryota, Fungi, Ascomycota, Eurotiomycetes, Eurotiales, Aspergillaceae.